Amoebophrya sp. A120 is the source of this 6663-nucleotide messenger RNA. NCBI's taxonomy places the organism in Eukaryota, Dinophyceae, Syndiniales, Amoebophryaceae. The record is from the annotation of a GenBank genome assembly.
UCGUCGUCGUUCUCAUCCUUUGUCAGCACCUCGAAAUGUUAUCCACUCCUCUGUGCCUGCGCGGGCACGGCUCUAGCGGUUCUGAAAUCAAACAAAUGAAAACUCUAGCCGUCAAGGUCAAGCUCAACAGCCCACACUUGUUUCUAGAUACUUAAGUUGUAUAUGUUUUCUGAGUUUUCACUUUCUGAUGAUUCUUGUCAGGCCAGCUCCAUGGCAGGCACCCUCCUCGAGUAGCAUAUGAAGCACAAAAAGAAUAAAACCAGAAAGAAAAAGUGAAAAAUUCGUUUUUUCAAGUAGAUUGUCGAACAUCAAUCUUGCACCCAUUUGCAAUGGUAUUUCGGUAUCACUAUCUUUGCUUCGUCGAGCACAUCUGGAUGUUGACAAGAAGAGGAAGCGUCUCGUCAGUCUUUUUCUUCGUCGUUAGAUCUAGUACGUUCAUUGAUGUGUUGUUUGCGCUUGCGGUCGGAACUGUGUCAUCUUCAAUGAACAAGAGCCGUAUUGUCGGUGCCGACAAUAAUGAAAAUGCAGAUAUCAACCUCACGCUCACGCGUAGAAGUUUCCUCGAGAAGAAGAAGUCGAGGGCGAAGGUCCUGCGUCGAGUUCGGCGUACUACAAAAAAAUGUAGUGGUGACGCUGAAGAUGAAUAUGAAACCGAUAAGAAGAACACAACGACCGUUACAAGUACGACGACACAGAGUAACCGCGCACCAGACACCAGCUCCGCGGGGGCCGCCAGCACAGUUACCCCAACUGUCACGCCGACGCCAGGUCUUCUCCCCGAGCUCGCGUUGGGAACGCGCAUCGCCAUCGAUGAGUGCAGCGGGGAAGCGAUAUCCGGCACCAAUCCCUGCGUCGUGUUCCUCAACUACGUUUCCUUCUCCCUGGAGGCCUGCGAGACCUACAACCCGAAUCGCUUCACGUUGAAGGCCUUUCGCACCGAAAACCGCCAAACGGACAUCGCGGAGCAAACGAGUGUCAAGUUUUUGCUUUACGACAGCGUCUUGUGGAAUCAGUUCAGCUUUGGAAUCCAAGAGAACUCCUGGUACUGGCGAGCCGAUCCAGCGGACCCGGGUUUUAACCAGGUGUCGAAGUCCCCCCCACUGAAUCCCGACAAUUGCGGCAACCAGCUCCAUUUUGUUUCCCAGUCCUCUGGGACGACGUUUGCUGCCGAUAACAGAAGCCAACCUCCUCCUCCUGAUUUGCGAGCGGAGCUGCGACGGUCCUUGGUCGAUGAUAGUGGGCCGGAGCGAGCGCCGGACUGCAGACGGGUGCUGAAUUUCCGGGUAGAUUCGACAUCCACCGCGGAAGACGGACUGCUCUACGUGCUUGUGGAGCGGAAGACGCCGGAAGAGCAAAAUGCCCCGACAAAGAACUGUGUAGGAUAUCUUACAAGGGAAAACGGGUAAUUGAAACGGGAUAGCGACUUUUCCAAAACUUUUACUUUGACUUUUGGCAAAGUCGCUAUUUUGAUCGUCGGCAAUUCAUGCUUUGCGACAAUUGUUUGGACCGUGCUGCCUUUUGCUGGUAAGUCCGCACUUUGGGAGUGGCAGAGCAUGAAAGGGCGGCACCUCUUCGCCGCGGCGUGUGCCCGCCAGCUGCCUGCCAUUUUGAUCGACGCCUCCAAGCAGGCUGCGGGAAAUGCCACCCGCCGCGCAUCGGACGGGCAGCGCCUCCGUGGUCGGUUGUUCGCGAUUAUUCGCGAGCGCUGUGGGGCCCUGUGCGCAUUUUGUGCACCUUUUGAAGUGGUGCGCGGGCGCUGGCCUUUGGCCUUUCAGUAUUCGCCCGGAUGUUGAUCGCCGCCUCGCGCUUCGGAAAUGCCGGGGCGCGUCGGCCCUCUUCGCCCUGAGCGCCUUUUAAAUAAGCAAUGGCACUGGCUGCCAGGGCCCGAAUGGGCGCGCCGCCCCGCCGCGGUGCCUUGGAUGGCACGCCGGCCGCGCGCGGUCCUACGUACCUUUAGCCCCCUACAUUCUGGCCCGCCGCUUGGCCAUUCUUACAAAAUAGAGGCCGUCGCGCCCCGGUAUUCUGUAUCCUGCCCGCCUUUCCGCGGUUACGCGACGCGACCGAAGCGCGCGCCAAAGAAAGGCGCCCCCCUUUUGCAAUCAACGGGCAGAGGCGGCUCCUCCGCUCGUCUCGCUAGCGGUGGCAGAAGUGUCAAGGGCCUGCGGUCGGGGGGCCACCCCGAUGGCCGGCGCGUGAUAUGGGUCUGUGGCGCGUUGUGGUGGCGCCACCUGUCUAUUUCUGUUGCCCGUCUAUUCUGCUUCGUCUGUUUGAACGAGAGAAGCAGAGAGGCAGCAUACCAUGCGGUCCGACGUCGGACCGCAUGGUAUGGCGCGCGAUGGUGGGCCGACCUCUCGCGCCAGGCCGUCCGUGCGUGCGGCGGGCGUCGCGAUGUGUGGCCGACCUCUGCCGGUUGGGUGGGCUUCCCCGGUGGGGUGUUCUUUGGUUCAGGAAAUGGAUAACGCAACUCCCCCGGGUGGCCCGCCCCACAAGCGAGCCGGCGGGCGGGGGCCCCGUGGCCCCUCUGGGUGGUAUGUUGCUCUCCAGCACGAGCCUGUGUGCCUGGGUGGUUUGCCUUCUCUUGUAAGAUGUACUGUAGCGACCCCGUGGGCCGGCUCUAUCUCUGCAGCUUUCCUGACAAGAACCGCCAAAAACGGCCGGGGGCUUGGGGCGUUGGCUCGCGUUUUUUCGCAUGUUGAAGAUGAAAAAAACCCAAGCGCGCCCGCCUGUUUGCUUUUGUCUUCAAUGAAUGCAGUCGCCGGCGGGCUCAGUCGGCCGCCGGUAGAAAGACUGAAAAAAUGACGUAGGGGGGCCGGCAAACGUGGCACCCUUCUCAGGCGUCGGCCGCGUGGGAUUCUGGCGCGCGACUUGGGGUGCCCAAAAGGGCGCCCCAAAAAACUCGCCCGAAGCCAGAACAGCGAAGCCGUAGGGCAGGGCCGCGAAACCGGGCGCGAAUCGAAAGCGGCCGCCCUUGUGCCGGGUUCUCAGCGGGGGGCGCUAGCUUUGCAAAAGGCGCGGGCGCGAAAAAUAACACACAACGCAAAAAAGAAGAAACGCGCCAAGCGCGCGAAGCCCGCCCGCAUCCUAUGGGCCCGCUUUUCCUUCGGUUUUUGGGCGCCCCCCGCGGUGCCCGGGUCGGCCCGAUAGCGUCGGGGUUGGCUUUCGGGAAGGCGUUUUGGCAAGUUGCCCAACGCCUGCCAUUUUCCCCAACCGGCCGCCAUACCGUGCGGCAUAACCUUACCCGCCCCGGCACGGCGGGCCCAGAAAAAGCAAAAACGUGGCGCGGGCAGAGGUCGGCGGGCAAAGAAGCGGCGCCGGCCUCAUUAUCUCCGCCCCGGCGGCUAUGUUUGGCGCAUUGAAGUAGGGGCGCAGCACGCCGCGCGGCCCGGCCUCGCAUGUUCCUGCGGGCCGCAUGGCGUGGCGCGCUUCGCUGGAGCUGCCCGCGCCUCACGUUUUGGCGUGGCGCCUUUCUUUUGGCGCUAGCUAGAGGCCGCCCGGCCUGCCCCUUUCUCUUUCAUAUUCGCCGUCCCCCCGCACUUACAUACAAAGCGCCGAGACCAUGCCGCCGCUCCAGAGUGCUCCGCCUAGGUCGCGGCGGCCUACCUUGCGCGGCCGGCUUUUCGCGAGUAGAAAGGGCGCCGGCGCAGCAGGGGCACGCGCGGGGCGCCCCUCACAUCUUGCUGCGCCGGCGCGCGCAAUAAGUUCGCCCAGGAGGCUCUGUCCCCAUUUUCGGGGAGACCGCCUCAGCCAUGUAAAAAAGGGGGGGGGCAGCAGGAUUCUGCGCAAGCCUGGCGGAUGCGCAGCCACGCCUUCAGGCUUUUCGGCUUUUGAGGGGGCGGCGAAAUCUUCUGUCUGAGUGCCGAAAAUCUGCCGAGAACUUGCCGAAAACUUUCCCCCGAACUUUCCCGAAACUUUCCCGCUUCGGGAUCAUUUUCGGACCCGAAAACUUUUGGUUGACUUUUCAACUCCCGGUCUGUAACUUUUGGUCGACUUUUAAACGGGAGAAUUUUUGGGGAAGGUUUCGCGGAAGGUUUUCGCCGACUUUUCGGGAAAGUCCGGGGGAAAGUUUUCGGCAAGUUCUCGGCAAAGUUUCCGGCAGAGUUUUCGGUAGAGGGUCGGAAAAGUUUCGCCGCCCGGCGCCUGCCCUUUGUUCCUGCCCGCCAGCCGGGCCGCCCUCGGGCGGCUGCCUUGCGCCCGAAAAGAGGCACAGCCUCCCGGCAGGCACGCCUGCGGUUAUUGCGCACGUAGCCAGGCAAGCGGCCGGCUCCGCCCCGGCGGGCGGCCGGCGCUAUGUUGUCGCAUGCGCCACCGGGCAGCGGAUUCACGCCCCGGGGGCGCCGGUGCGCGUGUCGCUCGCUUGCUGCGAACCAAGAGAGGGCGCCCGGGCUUCGGCGGUUGCUACCGACCCCCUGAACUUGGCGCGUUGCGCCGUUCGGGGCGCGUGCGGGGCAUGCGCUCCGCGUACUCCACACUUGCGGCGGCGGGCUCUUGGGGGCCCGGGCGCCGCUGGAGUUGGCGGUGGUUUGCCCAAACCCAUAGACGGAAGGAACACCCGGCCCGGCCGCGCCAGUCCUUCGCCCCCCCGCCCGCGACCGACCUAGACCGGGGCCGGCCACAGUGUGCCGGCAGGCAACAGCCGCGCGGGCGUGGCGCCUGUGCACCGCCGGGCCCGGGCGGGGGAGGCGGGCUUUUGGGGUGCCGAAGCGAUUCCGCCGCAUCCGCCAGGCGCCCGCCGGCCGGAGCCGGCCUGCCUGGGGGCCUCCCACCCUCUGAGUGGGGGGGGCGCCUGCAUGUUGGGCCCCGCCGGCCUGCCUGCGCGCCCGCCUGGAAUACCGGGCGGCGCCGCCGCGGGUCUACUUUCUACGUGCCGGCGGCCCGAUUGCCACCCAUCGUUCGUCUCGCCCUUCGCUCGCCCUGCGCCCCACCCUGUCGGCCGGGAUUGGGCGAUCUGCUUCGUCUCUAUCUGGUCAGCCGGGGCCUGUGCCUUUGCUGUUUCGCUUUUCCGACAAGCAUACCGUGCGGUCCGACGUCGGACCGCAUGGCACGCUCGACACCGUUUCGGGCGGGGCGAGCCAUAUUGGGGCGCCGGGCGAUGUGGUUGGUGCACGGGCGGAACUGCGCCCCUGCGUGCGACGUAGGGGAGGGGACGUCGUGGGGGCUUACUUACCCUCGGGGCCUGUUUGCUUGCUACGUGUGGGGCUGCCGGACGGUAAGCCGCUGCUGCGUGUGCCCAGCGUGCCAAAUAUAGCCUCCGUGGCGGAGGUGGUGAGGUCGGUGCCGCUGGCUGCCUUGCCCGCCGACCGUUGCCCUGGCCAGCCACUGCGUGCUUUUUCUGGGCCCACCGUGCCGCUUUUGGUAUGGCCAUGCCGCGUGGCUUGGCCGUCUUUUGGAGAGCAUGGCAGUUCUUUGCCAAAUUUUCAGAACCCCUGCCCGAAAGCCAGCCCCGGCGGCAUGGGGCCGAUCCGGGCGCCGCGGUGGAGCGCCCUAAAACCGAAGGCAAACCGGGCCCAUGGCAUGGGGAUUGGCCUCGCGCGCUUGGCGCGCUUUUGCUUUUCUGUGUUUUUUCUUUGCGCGCCGGCACCCUUUGCAAAGCUUCCGCCGCAUAGAAACCGGCGAAAAGGUGGGGGCCGCUUUCGCGGCCGGCCAAAUGCUCCGAACCAACGAAGCCCCGCCCGGCCCUGUCGUGCGGCUUCGCUUUUCUGAUUUGCCGCGAGUUUUUUGGGGCGCUCUUUUGCGCGCCCCAAAUCGCCAGAACCCCACGCGGCCGGCGCCUCAGGGGGGUGCCCCUUUUCUUUGUCGGCCCCCCUGCGUCGUUAGUAUUAUCAGUCGGCGACCGAUAGAGCCCGGCGCCGGCGGUUCGUUGAAGUCAAACAAAGCCCAACAGGCUGGCGCGCUUUGAUCUUCUUCAUGUGGAAGAGCGCGAAACAGCAGCACACACCGCCGGCAGCUUUUGGCCGGUGGUUGCUUUGCAUUCAGAAAGCUGCCAGGGUCGGGCCGUUUCGCGGUGGCGGCCCGCCGGCGGCAGGAGGCGCGGGCUGGCGCCGCGAUUCCGGGUGUUUGUGAGGCUUGGGCGCGCGCGUUUUUUGGCGAGGGCGCGCGUUGCCGGGUGCCCGGUUGCGUCGGGUUUAGGGUCUGGCGGACCGGCCCCCUUCCCUGUGUCGGUAGCCCUCCUCCUAGUCAGUUCCCGGGUAGGCCUUCCGGGCCUGGGGGGCGGGUGGGUGCGAUGGGCGGUCAUGGCCUUUUUCUUUAGGGCGCCCGCGCCGGCAGCCGUUGGCUGCGUGCGGUCGGCGGGUACCCGGCGCGCGCGCACGCUUCGGCGGGUGGAAAGGCGGUCGCUCGGGCUUCGCCGAUCACCCGCGGGACAAGAGGAGGCGUCGGCGCCCAAGACCUCGCAGGCGCCCCUGUUCUGUCGCUUGGAGUAUCUUCACUGCGUUUUUUCGUUCUGACUCGCUUUAUCAAAUCGUUUUCAAUACCCUGAAAUCCUGAAAAGUCAAAUGAAAAGUUUUGGAAAAGUUCGAAUCGCCCGCCAAUUAGCCGUUUUCCCUUGUAAAUAUCAAGGACUAGAAAACGGGUCAACUGACGUGAACGCAAAUGCCACACUGGCAGAGAUGCGGCCAGUGUCGCCGAUCACUCUCGCUUCUAUCACGCCUGCACCGACAAGCUGAG